UCCCAGAGUUCAAAUAAAACUCUUUCAUGGAAUAUUGAAUAUGUUGUGUGCUUUACACGUAAAAUUUGCAUUUAAUUUUGCUGUUUAAUGCCAAUUGUCCACGUUUACCAUCAAUGAACUACAUGUAGGCCUCUAUAUUGUAUAUGUUGUGCAAGGUGUCGGUCUCGGUCGUCUUGGUCUCGGUCUCGAACUGCAAAAGUCUCGGUCUUGAAGUUCUGGUCUCGGUCUUGAAAGAGCUUGUCUCAGUCUUGGUCUCAGUCUCGAAUGCCUCGGUCUCCGUCUCGGACAUAAAUGUCUCGACCACAACACUGGUGUGCGCUGCACUGCGACGAAUGCCUUGACCAAGGCUAUAUAUGACCAUGGCUGUUUUCCUUCCUCCAUGAUAUGACCAUGGGUUAUAAUGCUCUAUUCCGAGGAUCAGCUCCACUAUAUAUUGGGACAAAUAAGUCAAUGAUGUGAUUGAUAAUCUACCAGUUAGAUGAUGGCGAUUUCUUCAGGCAUUGUAUCUUGUAGAACUACAGUGCUACGUUGCCACCGAUACAUGUAUCAAGAGUAGUGCCAUUUGGGAGUGGUGUAUUUUGAACUACACUGUAAGCAACAUGUCCCUCAACAUUGUCCACUUGCUGGGGAACAGCCAAGCUUUUGACAUGAAGGAGCUUUUAAAUUUCAGUAUCGACUCAGCUUUGGAGUUACAUAGCAGUCUAAGCAACAGCCUGACAUUAGAGAAUACACAGAGUGGAGUAGAGCUCACAGCCUGUCAACAGCAGCUGUCUGAAGUCAUCCAGUUCUUACAGGAGUUGAUUCGAGUCAAUCCAGAAUGCAUCACUCCAUCAAAUCUCCUGCGGUUUUUGGAAAACGUGUGCUACACUGCCAUACAUGUACAUCAGUCUUACUUGCGAGGUCAGAGGUCAGGCAGUGAUGAUAUGUUGCAGUCAGUUUACAAACUCUUUGCUGCUAUAUUGCUGACCCCUUGCGAGUCAGGGUUCCAGGAAUUGAAAUUUAGAAUCCAACAAGAGUGUUUGGAGGGCCUACGCCAUUACAUUGAGGAACAGCGGUUGUUGGUAACUCUCCCAUCAGAAGAAAACGAGAAGGGCAUCCAGUCAUCGGUGCUUUCCAUGAGAGACAUUUCAGGGAUUUUAGAUUAUACUUUUAAUACAGCUGAAGCUUGGAACACUGAUCAACAACACACGCAUGUACAUGUGCAUAGAGAUGACUCUUGGCUUGAGGAUUGCUUUAAAUAUCUUGUAGAUGUCUUGGAGUUUAGUGAGGCAACUACGUGCUCACAUGUCUCUGGCAUCUUGCUUCCCAAGUUGCUUAACUUGUCCCAAGAUAAACUUGACACAAAUUUGUCCAUAAUCUGGGAUAGACUUCUAAAUAUUCACAAAACAUCAGCCAAAGUGAGGGCUGGACACACCUGUAAUGUUUAUAUUACUCUGUGUGGUUUGUCAGAGUUGUACAUUCCUCUAGUGUUAUCAUCCACCCCUGACCAUUCAUCUGUUCAGCAUUCUUUCACCUUGCAUGUAGAGGAGGCCUUUUGGAGAGUGAUUCAGGCAGGCCUUGUUCACACAGACUCUCUCACUCGUAAGCAGGCAUGUUUCUUGAUGAAGCGAGCCAUUGAGAGUGCAUCAGCAAACAAUCUCAAGAUUCCUGACUGUGCAUCACCCUCACCAGUGAAGAUCACACAUCAAGAACAGUUGACAGAACCUUGGAGCAGUUCAUUGGAAGGUGCUUACUUGUUUUGGUGGUCAUGUGAAUCACAGAAGAAGCUUUUAGCAAUGUGGGCAGAUUUCUUUCUGAUGUAUGAGACACUGGAUGAAGUUCAGGUUCAUGUUGUAACACCAGUGAUGUUGAAAAUGAGUUCUUUAAUACAAGCUGCGUCCACUCCACAUUUGGAUGGCAGACCUCUGUUGCAUUCCUCAUGGCUCACAGUUCUGUUCUCCCGCUGGUUUGUGCAUGAAACCAAAACUAUAUCACAGUGGGGUCUUGUGGAAUACCUAGGGCUCAACAUUACAUCCUGUCCUAUAUUGCAAGAAGGUGGAACAGAGUUCUUUUUCAGUAGUGUUCUGCCUGUGCUGAAUGAUAGCAGCCUGUAUGUCAACAAGACCCAAGGUGACCAUUCUCGGCCUCUUGUUGCAGAGGCAUUCACACAGUUCAUGCAGACAUGUGUCAAGAUUCUCACAGCACAACAAUGUGCAGAUUUCUUGCGGGAGUUGGUUGCAGCUGUUUGUCGUCAGUCCUGGACCCCUGUCAGUCUGACAUUUGUCGUAGAUGCCUUGACAAACCUCCCAGAAUGCAGUGCAUGGGGACCAACUGAACUGCAGCUACUGAGAGAAAUGCAGUUUUCCUGUGUCAACAUGCUGUCUGUCAGUUAUCGCCGUGUAGUGCAGUGUUUAAUGCUGCAAGCUGUGCUGAGGCUACUAGACAAAGACAGAACCUCUCUACAGCAGCUCUCUGUCCUCUUGACAGUCUUCAGUAAAUGCCUGUGCAGAGGUAGUCCUUUAUGGACACAGGUGUGUGAGUGGAUUACAGCUAGUCGGGAUACCCAGCUUUUUGGUUCAAAUGGUGAUAUGGUGGCUGCUGUAUGCUCCGAAGUAACUACCUUAUUGACCUUCGACCCGUCUGCAUUGUCAAAUGCUUCCAUAGAUCUGAGUGAUAUUGGAGAGCCUUCCAGAGUAGCGUGUCUGGUACUUCUUGUAGUAGAUGCUAAACACAUAAGCAGAGAAAGGUCUUCACGUACAAAUAAUGGGUCUCACCUACACGCCAUCUUAGCACCACUGGUCUCUGUCUUAGCUAGUAUUGGCAGUCACAUCUAUCUACCAGUCAUUAAGGCUGACACAGCUCUUCAGCUGCUUCAUAGUAUAUUGCUACAUCUUCAUCACCCAAGCACCAGUGGUGGCUCACCUGACACUGGUAAAGAUCAAGUACAGCAUGAAAUGUUCACCUUGCUGUUCCCAUGUUUGGAGGAAAUUUUUUCCUUCAUUACCAGACGGCUUCAGUCAUCUGACAUAGCAGAGUCAGCAGAUACCAGCAGGGUCUCACUGUACCUCAGUGUUCUGGAGUCUAUCCAUACCUUCUUAGAGAGAAGCUCAGUGUCUGCCCUCAUGGGAAAUGUUCUCAUCAGUGGACAGGCAAGACUGAUAGAGUGUUGCAAGCUUCUUGUGAUUCAAAGCACAGAGGGUAGAGAGAGCAAUGUGUUACAGAGCCACUUUCAAUCCUAUGCAGCAUGCUGUCUGCUUCUGUGGCUUGUACAGAUGACUAAGAGUAAAACUUUGCUCACAUUGCCUUGGGACACACUGUUACCAUUGGUAACCUUCGGGGAUGAUAUACCUACUCCCAUGGUAAUUAUCCCCGAUGCAGGUGCUACCAACAACCUGCGUAAGAUGUCCAACCUUAUUCUAUACACCAAGUGGAAGUGCAUGAGUGUAUUGCUUCAAGCUACUCUACCUUCCCCAAUUACUCAGCCAUAUGAAGCAAUUCUUGCUGCUUGUGUCCGGGAUCUUACCUUACUUAAAGGCACCGAUGCAGUGCCAUUAAUGAAGAGUGCCAAGGUGCUGAUUUACAAGAUCAGUCAAGAUGCCAGAUCCAUGUGUGUGGAGCUAGUGGAGGCAGCAUGGUCUGUGAUCCUGGAUGAAUGGAGACAGAAAGCGCAGAAAUUUUGGCUCAUUUAUGCAGCUGGUGUAGAACUUAUCUUCCAGCAGUGCUUCUUGGUUGCAGAGGAGGGAACAGAGAUGCAUGAUGCUCUUGACAAGGUCAUCAGCAGUAUCCUGACUCUGGGUGAAGGCAAACACAAGAUUCUCCUAAUCUUCGUCAAACAUCUGUGUAGUCAUUGGGCAAGUCAGUUUGACGGCAAAGAGAGCAGGAUACUAACUAUGAAGGCCAUCACUAAUCACAUGUCAUUACUUGUAGAGUUAUGUACUGUGAGCUCUAGAUUUAGCAAAGAUAUCAGGCAGCAGCAAGAUACCAGUGUGUUUUUGUCACAGCAGAGCCAUCUCCAGACUGUAAAGGAUGAUCUCAUUGCAUGUGCAGAACAAAGACCACGCCAGCGACGAGUUGUUCUGCUGAAUUUCUUAUUGAAGAUAGCAACAAGACAGUCACUUGAAUGUUGCCGACUCAUCACUGUCUUCUUGCAGGGGUUAUUGAAAAAGUUUCAUGAACUGAAGACAAGCACAAAACCAAGGGACAUGAUGAACAGCCAGCUACAUAGGCAGAACAUUGGACUGUGGCAGAUGUUGCUGGUUCUGGUACCAUACAUACUCAAGGACUGUGCUGGGCAGAUACUAGAAGAUGUGUUGUCGUCAGUCAUCAGAGAGAAGCAAUCCUCACUGAAGUAUCUUAUGAUAUGGGUGGCUACUCGGCUAUUGAUACUUGUACCUAGCUUGGAGGAACACAUAUGGAACCUCAUACAGAGUCCGAGAGACACUUCAGAAAUAAUGUCUGCCCAUUAGUCAUAUUGGUCGCUCAUCUUGGCAUGGCACAACCAGACAAGAAGCAUAAGGAGUGCUUCUACCAGCGAGCUUUCCCUGUCAUGUUACCAUGGGCUCUGGUUCAGACAUCCUCCAUUAGACAUCUUUCUCUGCUCUG
This is a messenger RNA of Acanthaster planci (crown-of-thorns starfish), 4581 nucleotides long. It is a transcript of the gene tarbp1, whose product is annotated as TAR (HIV-1) RNA binding protein 1. Gene Ontology annotation, biological process: tRNA methylation. Lineage: Eukaryota; Metazoa; Echinodermata; Asteroidea; Valvatida; Acanthasteridae. The record is from RefSeq and is a predicted model, not a curated record. Gene Ontology annotation, molecular function: tRNA (guanine) methyltransferase activity; RNA binding.